CUCCCCCAUCUCCAAGCGUCAAAAAUAGCGAUCAUUCCCCCUCUUCAUCACGCAGUCACACCAGGCCAAAGGCUUUGGCGGUGCAAUCACAACCUCGAGACUCGAACGGCCGUUUUGGCAAGAAAGCCACGACGAACGGAAGAUUUGUCCGCAAGAAGUUUGGUCAUUUUCAGAACCUGACACGCACAGAGAGGCUUUUCCGCAGAAAUAUUAAGGUCACGCAGUGGCUCGCUGGCAGGCAUGAAGAAGAUGAGAUGGACGACGAAGAAGCAGGCUCACAGGACUGGGAUCAAGCGAAUGAUCCAGAGACCCUUCCUACUAGGCAAGCGAGCGGCAUCAUUCCCACCUGAAGGCUCAGCACCGCUAACGAAGAAGCCCCGACAUUGCCCCGGUGCAUUCGAAAGAAAUGAUGAAGCAUUGGAAUACAGCCCCUCUAUACACUCCGGGCCCUCGGCUUAUAAGUUCAAAGGGGUGGGUAGUAGUCUUCUGUAUCAUCCCAAUCCGACAAAUUACGCUCGGCGGAAGUGGGCACCGUGCCCUGAUGAUGAAUCUCAGGAUGAAGAAGAUAGUGGCCCCUCUCUUCCAACGCUGGAAAGUGAUAGUAUUGGUCCCGUCACGCCUGAUGAUCAGACGCCAUUACCCAUAGCUGGUCCUUCGCAGCUUGAGCAUACAGUGGCGGAAAAAUUAGCCCAGCGAGCUGGCUGGCGUGGGCCUGUAUACAAUAGCGUUCUGACCUUCCGACCAUCUCCAGUCAAUUUUGCCAGACGUCGUUGGUCCUCGAUGUCCAAAUCCCCCCUUGACUCUGGUCCAGGAACUCGCCGCAGCGAGCGGCUGAACCCAAAGGCUUCCUUCUGUGGUGAAGACGGUUCCACGAAAGUUCCUAGUGCAGAUGGGCUGCAUGCGACUCCCACUGUUGGUUCACGAUCAAGCGUUCGCGUUUCGUCCAUGUCGGAGAAUAUGUAUAUAGAAGGUGGUGCAAUUCCUCGUGCCGGGUCCUAUGCAUCAUCAUUUGACGACUUUCCGAUCUCAGAUGUGCACCGCCGCACUUCUUUUCCGGAUGACGGUACACUUGACUCGGCCAAUUCUGACGACGAUCGAGUUGUCGAAGGGCUUCUUUCUGAAAGCAAGGAGGCUCAUACUGGCGUUGUAAAUGAGGAGCAAUUCUCUCAUCUCCGUGUCACAUAUACGGCUAAACUUCCUGCCCCAGUACCCUGGAAGAACGCUCGUGGAACACCCAUGUCUCAUUAUUUGCGCAAAUCCGCUUCAUUUCAUGCAGACGACGAACCAUCCUCUCCCACUCGUUUUAUUGAUGCAGGUUGGGAGUCUGACUGUUCUCACUCAACAGCUUCACUAAUUGCCAGGGCGGAGUCUGAGUUAUGUGGACACAGUUAAACUUAAUAUUAAACUAAACUAUGUGGUUCUGUCCACCUUCGAAAUCGGUUAGCUCGUGACUUUUGUAUCAACUACGGUAGCAUUUUGUAAUUCUCGUCCAUACGCCCCACACAUACAUACACAUUCUUUGUCACCACGUAUCGAGUGCGUAUUCUAACGAUACAGUGA
Suillus subaureus is the source of this 1560-nucleotide messenger RNA. RefSeq lists its product as uncharacterized. The record is from RefSeq and is a predicted model, not a curated record. Bases 241 to 1392 code for a protein of 383 amino acids. The transcript is spliced from 2 exons. NCBI's taxonomy places the organism in Eukaryota, Fungi, Basidiomycota, Agaricomycetes, Boletales, Suillaceae.